CGCGCGCGGCAGCGACUCGCAGGCGCCAUGGCGGCCGCUCGCUGCAGCGACAUGGCGGAGCCCCAGCGGCGCCUUCCCGGGCAGGCGGCGCCCGCCGAGGAGGAGGAGGAGGCGGAGGUGGCGGCGGCGGAGGUGGCGGCCGCCGGUGGGGCUGGAUCCUCCUCGUCGUCGCCGCCGCCGCCGCCUUCGUCCUCGGCCGCGGCGGAGCCGGAGCCGCUGCUGCUGCUGAACGGCGAGGCGGAGAGCAUGUCGGAGCCGAGCCCGGAGAGCGCCAGCCAGGCCGGGGACGGGGAGGACGAGGACGAGGAGGAGGAAGAGGAGGAGGAGGAGGGCGGUGAGGAGGAGGAGAGCAGCCUGGUGGGCAGCAGCAGCAGCAGCACGAGCAGCGGCUGCUGCAGCGACGAGACCCGCUCGCCGAGCCCCGGCGGCGGCAGCGAGGCCGACGCCAAGGAGGAGCCCAAGGGCCCCCGGGGCAGUCAGGAGGACGGGCCGGGCCGCGGCGGCGGCGGGGGCGGCAGCAGCUCCAGCAGCGUGUCCAGCGGCGGCGACGAGGGAUACGGCACCGGCCCCGGCACGGGCGGCGGCAGCAGCUGCGGCAGCGCCACGUCGGGGGGCCGGCGGGGCAGCCUGGAGAUGUCCUCGGACGGGGAGCCCCUCAGCCGCAUGGACUCGGAGGACAGCAUAAGCAGCACUAUCAUGGACGUAGACAGCACAAUUUCCAGUGGGCGUUCCACGCCAGUCAUGAUGAAUGGACAGGGAGUUCCUGCCUCCUCUGCCAAAAGCAUUGCCUAUAACUGUUGUUGGGAUCACUGCCACGCCUGCUUCAGCUCCAGCCCGGAUUUGGCGGAUCACAUUCGCUCCAUACACGUGGAUGGUCAGCGAGGAGGGGUGUUUGUUUGCUUGUGGAAAGGUUGCAAAGUAUAUAAUACACCUUCAACAAGUCAAAGUUGGUUGCAGAGGCAUAUGCUGACACACAGUGGGGACAAACCUUUCAAGUGUGUAGUUGGUGGGUGCAAUGCCAGCUUUGCAUCUCAGGGAGGACUUGCCCGUCAUGUGCCCACACACUUCAGCCAGCAGAACUCUUCAAAAGUUGCCAGCCAGCCAAAGGCCAAAGAGGAAUCUCCAUCUAAAGCUGGAAUGAAUAAAAGAAGAAAAUUGAAGAACAAGAGACGACGAUCACUACGAACUUUAUGGAAAUUUAUGAAGCAGUGGUCAUGUUCCUGCCUUCCAUGCAGACAAGUGUGUCCUGGGAAGUUACAUUUCCUCUGGAAUUCUGAAAAGGUUCCUGAGCCUCUGGCAAGACCUCAUGACUUUUUUGAUGCACAAACACUGGAUGCUAUAAGACAUCGAGCCAUCUGCUUUAAUCUCUCAGCACAUAUAGAAAGUUUAGGAAAAGGCCACAGUGUUGUAUUUCAUAGUACUGUAAUAGCUAAAAGAAAAGAAGAUUCUGGCAAAAUAAAACUCUUGCUUCAUUGGACACCAGAGGACAUUCUGCCUGAUGUGUGGGUAAAUGAAAGUGAGCGACAUCAGUUAAAAACUAAAGUAGUUCACUUAUCAAAACUACCAAAAGAUACUGCCUUGCUUCUGGACCCAAACAUUUACAGAAAUUCUAGUAAAGGAAGUACAUACAGUGGAAUCCUGAAAGAUCACUUCUGUUAAGAUCACAUACUGAACAAUGCCCCAGAAGAGAUUGAAGAGGUAAAACCAAGCAAGUGGGGACACCUGCAGUCUUAGUCACUGACAAUGGAUUUAGAAAUAAAGUUGCACAUUAGUCAAAUCCCAUCUUUUUUUUUUUUUUUUCUUCUUUUUUUUUCUUUUUUUUUUCGUUUUUUUGUUUGUUGUUUUUUUUGUUAGAGAAAUAUUUAUGCUUAGUGUAAACAUUCUGUGAAUGAAGUUGAUGCUUCCGUGGAAUAUAUUAAUAUAUUACUGUAUAUCCACAUUUUCAUGGAAUGGUACAGUGGGAGACUGAGCAAACACUCUUCUGGCAACUUAGUGGAACAACUAAAAGGCUUUGCAUGCUUGCUUCUUUAAGCUGCUUUUUUCUUUAGUGAAUACAGUAGUCUAUAUUUGAUGGAAAGAAAAAGUAACCAUCACCAUUUCCUCUCGAUUCCCAGGAGAACUGUUAACAAGCUAUUGGGCUUCCUGUCAAUGUUAACUAAAUCUAACACAUGCCAGACAAUAGAACAGCUACCAAGGGAUGAUCCUGUUGCCCUUUGAGUAUGGUGGAUAAUAAUCAUUCGUCAUUUGUAAUCUUGUGUCCUUUUGCAGAUCCCUAAAAUAUGUUGGAUUAUGAUGUUGAAACAAAUGUUGAUGGAAUGCUUGUCUUUUCCAGUCAACUCUGAGUACAUAUAGUACGGUUGCAAGAUGUUCAGAGUGUUGCAGUCUGUCUGACCCCUUUGCAGGAGUAGUGUAGUGUGUUAAUCAGAUCUGCUUUGAUGUGAUCCGUAUCAAUGGACGGGUUUGGAAAACCUCUUUGUAAGCAGUCAGUGUUAUUGGUGAUUUAUUUUGCUUUUUUGACCCUCUAGGAUCCCCAUUCACUUGUAAAGUAUACUUUAUUUGGCCUAAUGUUUUCUAGAUGUAAAGAAAAUGGUAUUUUUUAAAAAAAAAAAAAUUAAUCUAGAAAUUCAAUCCUUUAUGCACCAAAGUUGGCUUUGAAAAGGAAAGUAAAAUCAUUUUCUUGCUUAAUAAGCAAGGAGCCGUGGAUUUUUUUUAACUGACAAAUAGAGAUGCGUCUAACCUGUUAGUCUUUGUAUGGAGACAAAAAUGUUGCAUAUAGAUAAUAGGACAUUGCUUGUAAAUAUUUCAGCAGAUUUGUAAUAUAUUUUUAUAUUAUGAAAUGUACUGUAGAUGUUUUUCUAGAGGCAUGAAAGUUAAAAUGUAUAUAUUACGGUAGAAAUAAUAUUGAAGGAUAUUGUAAUUCACUAGUGCUGCCAGAAGAAUUGUUUAAAAAAAGCACCUUCCUUAACAGUAAAAAAAAACCUUCUUUUACAUACCUAAGGGACUAUAUACUACUGUUAGUAUCUGUUGUAAGAACAAAAAUGCAUUGAACAUCCUUCCCAGAAAUCUUAGAGGGAUGAAUAGUACCCAUAAUUAAUUCAUGGCACUCCUUUCUAAUAGUGAACGCAGAAUUAGUUUUUUCCUUACUGUCGGAAGGAACUAAUAUGUAAAAUUUGUAUGGAUAUAUGCAGUCAAACUGCAGAGUUAGUCCUCCUUGUUGGGGAGGAAUUUACUACAGUGAAACUAAUAACCAGCAGUUUUUACACUAAAUUUUUAUUAAAUAGAUUAAGACUUAAAGUAACCCUUUGGUUGCAGAAGUGAGCAUAUCCUAAUGUAAUACAAAUGCAUUCUGCAUUGGUACUGACAUGAUGAGUCUUGCUUAGCUCCAGUGGGUUAAAAAUGUUACUUAUAUACACAAAAAAGUAAUCUUAUCAACGAUAUGAAGUGCAGAUUAAAAGCACCACUAAUAUAAGAUGUUCUGGAAUGGUUGUUUAAUAAGGGUAUUAUUCAUAAAAUCUGUAGUGAUGUGACUUUAUUUUUGGAAAAAAUGCAGUGUUUUGUUUUUUUAUUUUUUUUUUUGCUUGAGCACUUCACCUACUGCUUUUUCUGUACCUAUAAAGUAAUCCGUAAUCCUUGUUUCUUUUUUUUUUUUUUAAUUUGUUAUAAAAUUGCCAAAUAGAAGUGUUUCAGAUAUAGUUUGUAUUUGUAUUUUUUUAAUUUUAUUGCUUCAUGAAUUUCUUGUAAGUCAUUUAUAAUUGACAGAUGAUUGUAGACCUUGCCUGAGUAUUUUUUCUAAUAAAACAAAGCAAACAAACCUCA
Messenger RNA from Parus major (Great Tit), 3816 nucleotides. It is a transcript of the gene AEBP2, whose product is annotated as AE binding protein 2. The record is from RefSeq and is a predicted model, not a curated record. Gene Ontology annotation, cellular component: ESC/E(Z) complex. Bases 28 to 1659 code for a protein of 543 amino acids. Gene Ontology annotation, biological process: regulation of transcription by RNA polymerase II. The transcript is spliced from 10 exons. NCBI's taxonomy places the organism in Eukaryota, Metazoa, Chordata, Aves, Passeriformes, Paridae.